AUGGGUGACGGUUGUCUCUCCCUUGUCCUACAGCUGGUCCAGAACCUCCACCUCUACUGUUUCCUGUUCUGGAAGAUCUUCUUCUUCAACCAGCGGCUGUCAGGGCUGGUCCAGGAGGCCCAGGGGUUCUGCGGCCAGCAGGCCCACCCACUGCCCAGGCUGGCAGUCUGCCCUGUAGACUGGCUUCCACGGGCUGGGCUGGCACUGAUAGAGGUCCCUGUGUGGCUGGUGCUGCGGGUGCCCAGGCUAGUGUGGGCAAGCAUGCUGGGCUGUGCCUGGGCCUUGGGCCUGGACCUGAAGAGGCUAGGUACCUGGGAGCAGCUGGGCCUGUCUGUGGCCACCUGGGUGGAGCUUCUUCUGUCCUGUCUGCACAGCCUGAUGCUGGCAGCCUUGCUUCUGCUGCUGCUGACCUUGAGGCUGUGCUGGAAGGCCCACCGCUGUAGCCUGGGCUGGCUGCCCAGCAAGGCUCUGCUUCAGAAGCAUGUGACGCUGAAGCCAAUGGCACUGCUGAAGCAUCUGUACUGGGGGGUGGAGAGCCUGAUAGUGCCCACCUCUUGGCACUUGGCCUAUCUCAUCACUCGGACCACCUGCCUUGCCUCUCACCUGCUGCAGGCUGCCUUUGAGCACACAGCCGAGCUGGCCCAGGCCCAGGCCCAGGCCCAGCAGGCUGAGCCCCAGGGGGCCUCAAGGCCUUUGUGCCCUUCUUCUGAGUCUGAGGAGCCAGCCGGCCUGGCCCUGGAGGAAGACUUGUAG
Artibeus jamaicensis (Jamaican fruit-eating bat) is the source of this 753-nucleotide messenger RNA. It is a transcript of the gene TMEM270, whose product is annotated as transmembrane protein 270. Lineage: Eukaryota; Metazoa; Chordata; Mammalia; Chiroptera; Phyllostomidae. The record is from RefSeq and is a predicted model, not a curated record.